ACAGCUGCUUAGGCAAAAUAUAACCUAAAAAUGAGGUUUCAUAAUUAUCUCAAUAUUUCUGUCUUGUUAUUAUGGAUUAUCAUGGUUGGAUUUGACAGUACAAAUGCAACCAUAUACGCUUUCGACCAAUUCAAUGAGACUGACCAGUUUGCUGAUAUGGAGGCCGGAUUUGGUCCGAGUAUUGAAGACGGGGGUAUGAUCGGUUUACUUGUGCGAGGAGAACCAUAUGACGGAUGUAACCCAAUGAAAUCACCCCCGUUUAGACCCAGUGACAAUCCGGAUAAUAUAAGUAUAUCAUGCUAUGCUUUAAUAACUCGUGGAGGUUGUGAUUUUGGAAUUAAAGUAUAUAACGCACAAAGAGCUGGAUUCCAAGCCGCUAUAGUACAUAACACUAAUUCUGAUACUCUAGUAAGAAUGAGCAGUGGGUAUCCCUCUAUUACAAACGAGCUUACAAUACCUGCAGUCUUUGUCGGAAUAAGUUCAGCUCGGAGAAUGAACACGACUUAUCUUUAUGAUAAACCUGGAACACCGUAUGUGCAAAUUUACGAAGGUUCUUUUAAUCCGUUAGACUAUUAUCUUGUCCCAUUUAUUGUCGUUAUUGGGAUUUGCUUUGUAUCGCUUUUAUGUUUCAUGCUUGUUAAAUGUGUAAGAGAUAGACGCAGAACACGGCGUAGCAGGUUAUCGUUACAGCGUUUGAAGAAAUUACCAGUCAAGAAAUUUGACAAAGGAGAUGAAUAUGAUGUAUGCGCUAUAUGUCUAGAAGAUUAUGAAGAAGGUGAUGUGUUGAGGAUUCUACCUUGUAAGCAUGCGUAUCAUUGUAAAUGUGUAGACCCCUGGUUAACAAGCAAUAGGCGAGUUUGUCCGUUAUGUAAACGUCGUGUCCUCAGCGAUGAUGAAAGUGAUUCCUCAUCGGAUGAAUCAAACGAUACGAGCGACGAUGAACAGACUCCUUUAGUUCGUUCUUCUAUUGCUUCGUCCCCAAAUUCACCAAGAUUUGCGACCGGUUACGGCUCCCGAAAUCCGAUCACUAGGAGGCCUCGUAACCACAGCUUUUCAUCUGAUACUAGCACAGAUAUCACUGAGGUUGCUCCUGUGUUAACCCAUGAUUCCCACUGGAAAGGUUCAAUGCCCGAUUCUAGUGAUACUGAAGUUCCACAGUCGUCGAGGGGUUAUGAACGUCAGCAACUUGUAACGACACAUCAAGAACCUGAUCGUGAUGUCACAAUGGGUCUUAUGAAUCCAGCAAUGGAACCCGACGAUUUACUGACUUCCGCAGAAGCAAUGAUGGCAGGUCCGAGAGUUUCCGAGUCCUCUAUUGCAGUUCUAUCCGACAUAGAACAGUACGGUUCCUCGCUAGGGUCUAGUUCAUAUUGUUCACAAGAUUUCCAUAGUCUCAAUGAAUCUGUUACUAUUUCACGAUCUUCUAUCACCACCGCUACAAAUAUUGACUCCGCCCACCACCACGAGGAAAACGAUGAAACUGCUUCAAUAUCUGGCAACAGUACUGAUCAGGAUGACAUCAUUGUUAUCGCGAAGGGUUCAAAGGUUCCAACUACAUUUGAUGACAAUAGUGAAGUCUGAUUAUAUUAACUCUCUCAUUUUAUUAUUCUCAAAUAUCAGUGUAUAUUGCAAUUUCAUAACAUGAUUUAAUAAUCGAAUACAGCUCAAGAAACUCUGGAUUUGAUAAAAAGGUACUCCUGUAGUAUGUAAACCAAGAUGGUGGACACCGGGACGUGGUAUGUGGGCCAGGUUACGGUUAGGCCAUAAUUUCAGUCACAAAUCCAAAGUAAGUCAUUUGGCUAGUCCCCGAACUCGUAAUAGAACUAAAAUAAGGGAAAUUUGGUAUAUAACAUGGUUCACAACUAUGUUCAGGUGUCCGCCAUCUUGGUUCACUACUGGAGCGUUAAAAAGAAGUUCCAUAUGUGUUAAUAAAGGACGCUGGCAUUGGUUUAGAUCAGUGUUUCUUAACCUAUGGGUCGCGACUAGGGCUGGACAUUUUAAAUCGAAUAGUAAAUUAUUCGAAUCGGUUCAGAGCAAAAUUUCGAAUCGCCGCCAUCUUGUUUUUUUCUUUUUGCCAUUGAUCUAGGUGAA
Styela clava is the source of this 2091-nucleotide messenger RNA. NCBI's taxonomy places the organism in Eukaryota, Metazoa, Chordata, Ascidiacea, Stolidobranchia, Styelidae. The record is from RefSeq and is a predicted model, not a curated record.